CAACACUUUAAAUACCAUCGUUAUAUUACAGCCAUAGAAAGAACAAUGAAAAAAAAUUAUAUCAAAUAUCCAUCAAGAGAUUUGUGAAUCUUAAAUUCCAAAAACAAAGCAACCUUGCCAACAUUCAAACAAACAAGAUUCUGGAAGCGACGAUAUUUCUGUUUGUCUUUGAAAAAAUCAGAAACUUUUUGUGGCAAUCCUCUCAUCAUUAGCAUCCUAAAAUCAUUCUUUCCCCUUGAAUAUUUUUCUACCUUGAUUGAUUAAUUAUAAUGAUGGAAUCAAAACAUAAUGAACAUAAAGAUUUAAAAACUAGUCAACAACAAUCAGCUGUUGAUGAUUCGGAAGAAGAAGAAAAUGAAAUAUUGGAAGAAAGUCCAUGUGGUAGAUGGCAUAAAAGACGUGAAGAGGUGGAACAAAAUAAUAUACCUGGUAUAGAUGCUACAUAUUUAGCAAUGGAUACUGAAGAAGGUGUUGAAGUUGUUUGGAAUGAAGUACGAUUUUCAGAACGGAAAUUUUUCAAAGCAAAAGAAGAAACAAUUAGUGAAGUUUUUGAUCGUUUAAUACAAUUGGAACAUCCAAAUAUUGUUAAAUUACAUAAAUAUUGGAUACAUAAAGAUACGGAUGUACCAAAAGUUGUAUUCAUAACUGAAUAUAUGUCUAGUGGUUCGUUACGGCAAUAUUUUGAAAAAACUAAAAGACAUGAUAUUAAAAUAUCAUUACAGGUUUGGAGAAGAUGGUGUACACAAACAUUAUCGGCAUUAUGUUAUCUACAUUCAUCACAGCCAUCAAUUGUACAUGGAAAUAUAAAUUGUGAUACAAUUUUUAUUAGUUAUAAUGGUUUGAUUAAAAUCGGUGCAAUUGCACCGGAUGCUAUACAUCGUCAUGUAAAAACUGUACGAUCGGAUGCAAAAUCAAAUUUACAUUUUAUUGCACCAGAAUUGGGAAAUUUUCAAGAAUUUCCAAUGUUAUCACCAUCGGUAGAUAUUUAUUCAUUUGGAAUGUGUGCAUUAGAAAUGGCUGCAUUAGAAAUUCCUAGUGAUAAUGAUCAACCACAUCAUAUUACUGAUGAAAUUAUUAAUAAAACUAUUGAAUCAUUAGAUAAUUCAAUUCAACGUGAUUUCAUACAACAAUGUUUACGAAAAGAUUCAAUAAAAAGACCAACUGCACGUGAUUUAUUAUUUCAUCCGAUAAUAUUUGAAGUACCAACAUUACGUUUAUUUUGUGCACAUUCAAUAUUAAAUAAUCCAUCAUUACAGCCCGAACAAUUGACUGAAGAAGCAAUUUCACGUUUUCUUUGUCUACAAAAUCAAAAUGAUAGGAUUGUUGCUGAAAUUCGACGUUCGGAACAACAACCAUCAAUAUUAUUUAAACAAUCAGAUUUUCCUAAUCGUGAAUUGGAAAAAUUAUUAGAUGAAGUAAAAAAUGGUGCAUAUCCAUUAACAGCUGUUAUGCCAACAACCCGACCACCAUUAGUUUGUCGUCAACGUACAAUAUCACCGGAAAUAAUUGAUGAAGCACAUAAACAAAUUAAUACACCGGAUAAUCCUUAUGAUGAAGAAACAAGACGUAUUGUUUAUAUGAAUUGUUCUGUACAAUUAAUGGCAUCCGAUCCAACUUGUUAUGAUAUUAAAAUUGUGAUUAAAUUAGAUGAUAAAAUUAAUCGUCAACUUACAUGUGAAAUUUUAAAAGAUCAAUUAAUUCCACCAACUAUAUCACAAGAACUUGUUUAUUAUGGUUUUAUUAAUAAGGAUGAUAAAGAAAAUGUUGCACAAAUACUAUUUGAAGCAUUAACCGAAUUGAAUGUUUCAAAUAAUAAUAAUAAUAAUUAUAUGGCAUUCUGUGAAAAAUCAUUACAAACGCAGAAUAAAAAUAAUCAUAUUAAUAAUAAUUCAACUGGUUUAACAACAACAACAACAACAUCAUCAACGAUAACACCGGCACAGAUUAUUGUUAUACAACAACAGCCAAAUGAUUUAGUUUGUCAUCAUCAUCAUCAUCAUCAACAACAACAACAAUACCACCAACAGCAACAGAAUUUAAUAUCACCGGAUAAAAAUAAUGAAAAAACAUGUGAUUUUUUACCAGAUAGAUUUAUUAUUGUUGAAACAACAAAUGAUAAUCAUCCACAUCAUCAAAUGAUGAUGAUAUCACCAUCAAAUGAUAAUCAUUCCAUUUGA
Dermatophagoides pteronyssinus (European house dust mite) is the source of this 2177-nucleotide messenger RNA. RefSeq names its product MLF1-adaptor molecule (gene Madm). Gene Ontology annotation, molecular function: ATP binding; protein kinase activity. Gene Ontology annotation, biological process: protein phosphorylation. The record is from RefSeq and is a predicted model, not a curated record. NCBI's taxonomy places the organism in Eukaryota, Metazoa, Arthropoda, Arachnida, Sarcoptiformes, Pyroglyphidae.